Molecule: messenger RNA, 2777 nt
Organism: Harpegnathos saltator (Jerdon's jumping ant)
Lineage: Eukaryota; Metazoa; Arthropoda; Insecta; Hymenoptera; Formicidae
Exons: 10
Coding region: 360-2627 (755 amino acids)
Biological process (GO): receptor-mediated endocytosis
Cellular component (GO): apical plasma membrane; signaling receptor complex; plasma membrane
Molecular function (GO): protein binding; low-density lipoprotein particle receptor activity; hormone binding
Source: RefSeq, a predicted model, not a curated record
GCAGCGCGUAGAGUCGCGCGAUAUUCGCACUGGAUACGACGUCGAUUGCGUGAGAGCGAAGCGUGUUAGUUAUUCGCGCGAGUGUGAACACUCGUUAGCAUCCAAGUUGUCAUUUACGAGUGCGCGUGUGUUUUGUUAAAAUGUGAUCGAACGAUUCUUCCAGUUUUGAUUUCGCGACAUAUCUUUCUUCGUUUCUUUGCGACGCUCUGUUGGAGGCAAAAAGUGAAGAGGUCCAAGGAGGUUUCGCACUUCAUGAGGAUUAUAUGCUAAUAGCGAAUAUGAUAUUACCGUGAGCAGCUAAUAACAAUUGUCGGAUUCCGUUUCUAAAAAACGAUAUGUGAGCAUCUUAUGAGUUUCAGAUGGAGAAUCAAGGUUACGAGGAAGAGCAAUCGCGUAUAGAAGAACAAUCCGUACCCAAAUCUUGCCAUCGCGAUCAACAGCUGUACGUGGAUACGAUCGACGGUGACCCUUCCGUUGCGAGAGCCACGACAUAUCCUGAGAGUCAUUUAUAUGAAGAUAUCUCCAUCAACACGGAGAUUUCUACUCAAUUUCUUGAGCAAACGUCCUCCCUUAGCGAGACUCAGGACAACAAUGAAACAGACAACCACGAAAUUCAAGACCAGCAACCGAUAGAUUUCACAAAACAAGCUUGGGUCAACGGAACGUCGUCAAACACGUCUCUCGUGAUUGAGAAGUCCAAUCAACAGAACUCGACAUUGUCCUCCUUGGUUGAAAUCAGCGCGAACUAUAAUAGAGUAAGUUCCUCGCCGCGAGCGGUAUCUAGAACGAGUGAAGAUGACACCGAGGGAUUCAACAAAAAUCCUUGUAGCUUUCAUAGAAAUGUUAAAGAGAAUAUAUCCUCGAUACCUCGGCAAAGUGAAAAUUUUUCACGAGAUACAAUUGUGCAAUCCGAUCGCAGACCAAAUCGCAGACGUAAGAAGAAAGAUUGCAAGCAUUGUAGAAAUAAAUUAAGCAGUGCGAAUACUUGCGAAAAGCUAGAUGAAUUGGUCAAUAACAAAGAUACGAUCCUGAAGGAGACUGGGAAUGAUCAUCGAGAGAAGAAUCCAGACGUAUCCAAUUUCCUGUUUCGUGAUUCGAUCCUGAAGUCGCAAAAUAUCAAAAUUUAUCCGAUGUUGAAUAAGACGAGUUUCCAGGAUCUUGGUACCAAGAAAAGUUAUUCGACUGCAUUUCAUACGUCUGAGAAUGGAUCACGUUUGAUGGAAGAUGCGUCCAACUUUCUAGCAAACGCGCAAAACGACAAAAUGCUACAUAAGAUGACGGAAAGUAAACAGAAUAAAUUGUUGGAAGCGCCGAGGAACAGCGCUCUCUCUGAUAUGAGGAUUAAUUCUAUCUACUCGCAGGAUCGCUGGUAUGACAAGGAUACGUCAAUCUUUUACACCGACUUCAAGGAUCAAAAUCCUUUCCAGAAAGCUUAUUCCUUGCCUGUACGAACACAUACUCCAACUUCGCAGAAUCGUGUUAAUUUACGUCGAAGUGUCAGAAACGAUCCGCCACCGCAUCCUGCACGUCUGGAUAAGCAUCGCCGUGGUUGGACAUUGCAUUUAGCUCGUCCCCUGAAGGCAUCUAAAUGUUCCUGUUCACUCGUACCAUUGCUGAUUAUUGUAUUGGUCCUACUGGGAGUCGCAGGAAUCACAUUAUACAUCGUUUUUGAACCAGAAAAACUCCAAAUCAUUCAGCAAUACCUGAAGUCGUCUACAGAUAAAUUAAUGGGACAGAACAUUACAUCUAGCGAAUCAUUCACGGCUGCAAUCUCGAACGAUGAGCCGAAUUUUACAGACAUGACAAGUAUUUCGACGACUAUAAUGAUGAAAACAAGUAUCAACGCAGUUACCACAAGUGCCCUUUCAAACAGCGACCCAUCAUUUCUAGAGACUUCUUCACCGUCGACAGACAUGGAAAUAGAAGAUAUGAGUCACAACACUAAUGUGACUAGAUAUUGCGACGACUGCUUUGAAGGAGAAGUGUGCGUUGCCCUCGUUGAUGAAGAAGUGCCAACAUGCAAAAGCCCCCAGGACCUCGAAGAUCCUACUGGAUGUGCCGGUUUAUGUGCCAUCAAUCAACAAAAAUGCCAUCGUCUUGACCUAGAUGCCUUCAGAUGCGUGAAGGUGGAACAUUAUUGUCUGGAAAACGAAUGGACCUGCUCUAAUACUUUGUGUAUCCCUAUGGAAAAACAUUGCGACGGUCAUAUGAACUGCUACGAUCAUUCGGACGAGUACGAUUGUGUCUGUAACUUGAAGACGCAUUUUCAAUGCGGUAAUGAGACUUCCUGCCUUCCGUUGGAAAGGAGAUGUGAUGGAAAAAUAGAUUGCUGGGAUGCAACAGACGAAAUUAAUUGCACAUUAGGUCGUAAUCUCAGUUGGUCUUGCCCUCUGGAGAGUGAAUUUACUUGUAACAAUGGCGAAUGUAUAUUAAAAGUUCGCUUCUGCGAUGGGCUAGCAGAUUGUAGCGAUCGAUCAGAUGAACCUCAUGGAUGCCAAGGAAAAUGCAACAAACAUGAAUUUACAUGCCAAAACGGUAGGUGUAUUACAAAAGGCAUGAGAUGUAAUGGAGUUGAUGACUGUGGAGAUGGCACAGACGAGAGACAUUGUAAAGAUAUAUUUACCUAAUUUAAGCACAUGAGAAGAUAUUGACAAUCGGAAAUGAAUUGCAGUAUUUUAAUUAGACGUAAAAAUACAAAUGUGAAAUAUGAAAUAUGAAAUAAGUAUAGUGUGUAACCUAACAAGUAAAUGUAAGUAAUAUAUAUAGCGUGUUGUAUG